UAAACAAGUCAAAUAUCCCUGCAGUGAGGUAUUUAUUUCAACCUAACACAAGCAACCCUUGUACACACACCACGCUAAGUUGCAGACGUAUUACCUCGCAGAACACUUUCCAUCGACACCAGCCGCGUCAGUCACAGGUCUGCAUUCUUAAAUCAUUCUAGCCCCUCAGAAUGACCAUUUUCGAAGGCCACAGAGAUUACUCCUCGGGUUCUCAUGUAAUUUUCUCUCAGUGGUGAUGCAGAAUGUUUGUUAAAUCAUCACCAGCAUAAUGAACUCUUGAAAACACCGGUAACUUGUACUGUACCCUAUAAACCACUAGCAAAAUGAAAACUUACUUGAAAACAUCGAAAACGUGCACUACAGCCUCUAAUUCUCACUAGCAUAAUGAAAACACAAUUGAAAACACCGGUAACUUGCACUACAGCUUAUAAUAAUCACCAACACAAUGACAACUCACUUUAAAACACGAAUAACUUGCACCACAACUUUAAAAAAUACAGAAGAUCCACCUGGAAUGUUUCGGAACACGGACAACAAUAUUGCGUGACGUCCCUGAACCUGCGGAGCAACAGAGAUCCCCUGCACGUGCCUCUCGCUUCUCCUGGAGGCUCCUGGGGUGCAUGUUACACUACGGGGCACCUGUCGCUCCCAGCCACGUCAAGACGGACAUAUUUCAUCACGCUCGGCUGAUGCUGCAUGUCCUGGGAAAUUAUCUAAUAUACUGGAGAACGUGGAGGAUCCGUUCUUUUUAUUAUACCAUUUCUCUUUAUCUGUUUUCUAAGUGUCUCGUUUCGUUCUCCCUCUAGUUACUCCUGUAUUUUUUCUUUCAUCCUUUGCUAGUUUCAGUCUCUAUUUUCGUCCCGUGUUCCCUACCAUCUCGAUCUCUUGUUUGUUACUCAGGGCACAGCUGAGGAAACUGAAUGAUUGUAGUGACGCAAGCCUGUUUCUUUCAAGUUUAUGGUGCGGUGUGGCUCAGUGACUCUCCUCUUCCAUUUUUUGAAGAGAGAAGAAUGUGGUAACCCCGCAAUGUUUCUGACAAGCGAGGGUAUAUAAGGACAAAGGCGGCAUGCAGGAGAGCCAGUGUUUGUGAGAGAUUGAGAGGUGCAGGGCGAGGAGUGUCAUACCAGAGGAGAGAUGUUGGAUCACUCGUAAGACAUCAGUACGUACUUUGUGUCUUUGUGUGCAAUUCUUAGGUAUUUGCACAUCAUACUUUACUUGUUCCAGUAGUAUACUUUCAUUCUCUUUAUAUAUAGUCAUUAAACAGUUCUUUUCUUCUGUGACAUGACUGAGACGAGACACGCUAAGAGACAUGAAGUAUGUGAAGUUUCCUUCAUCACCGGUCUGAAAAAAAAAAAAAAAAAGUAUAUUGCUCGCAUUUAGCACCGUCUCCUCUUGCGUGUUUCUCUCCGUGGCAGCGAGGGGAAACACUGCCUUCAUUUACCACUAUCUCUCCUUACGUCUGUCUUCCCUACUUCUUACCACAAACCCCUCUUACAUGUUUUCCUCCCAUUUCCUGGCAUCGAAGAGAAACAAACUAAAAAGAUAUAUACACGUUCUUAACAAUUGUCAUAUUUCUUUCCCAUGGUGGUCAGUGUUGGUCUUUCCGACUUCUUACCCCACCCCUCUCUGAAAUGUUUCUUUCCUAUUUCCUGGUAGCGAGGGGAAACAAACUAAAAAAUACAUGUGCUUAACAAUUAUCAGUCAUCUUUGCUGCUGCCUUUCCCUUGAUGGCCAGCACCUCAACCACAGCCUCAGUGCAUAUGGAGUGAGAUGAUGCCAGAUUGCUUAUCUGUCAGCCUCUCACACUCACAAGAAAACGAGUGAAGCUACUGAUUCUUGUACGAGUAAGAAAUUCAGGGUUUCAGGAUGAGGGGAGGUGUGUAUCUCAUAUUUAUUAAUGUAUGCAAUGCAAUUGUCUCUUCUCACACUCAAACCCAGCCCAGCACCACUAGAACCCUUGCCUGACGGAGGUGACGCUGAGUGGAGGCUGUGACCGACAACAUGGACUGGAACACCUGGCAGGCGUGGGUGAGGGCAGGGUACGGCCGCCUUGACCCCAUCUCCUGGGAGGCUGCCAACGUGACCCUGCUGGAUCUGGUGAGGCCUGAGGUGCAUCACAAGGUCCACCACCACUGGCAUUCCUUUCCUCCUCCUCACCCGCUGUUGCACCCCAUCCUUGGCACUCUCUACACCAUCAUAGGGCUGCUGUCUCUCACCGGCAAUGGCAUCGUGCUGUGGGUGUUCUCCUUCACCAGAAGUUUGCGUUCAGGCACAAAUUUGCUCACCAUCAACCUGGCCUUCUCUGACCUCCUCAUGAUGCUGACUCAGUUCCCCAUUCUUGUGGCCAACUGCUUCAACCAGUCGUGGAUGCUGGGGCCUUUUGCCUGCGAGCAAAAUGUUUCUGAAGACGGGCCUGAAAAUGCCAUGACACUCACCCCUCUGCUGCACCUCCAGGCUGUCAAGUAUCGCAACCUGCACCGGCGGGAGGCUCAGCUGUCCCGAGUGGUCUUGACCUCAGUCUUCUUCUGGGCGCUGGCAUGGACGCCCUAUGCUGUUGUGUCCCUGCUUGGAGUGUCUUCCUGGUACAGCCUCCUCACCCCGAUGGCCACCGCCCUGCCAGCACUCUUUGCCAAGCUCUCCACAGUCUACAAUCCCUUCAUAUAUGCAAUCUCACAUCACAAGUACAGGCAGGAGCUUGGUCGUCGCCUUCCCUGGCUGUGCUGCAUCCUGCCCUCACUAUCCUACCAACCCUCGGUCUCCCUGCAGUCCUCCACACGGUCUGAUGCGUCCUCCAUCCUUCACUUCUUCUCCAGAUCCUCCUCUGUGGUCUCCUCCAGGAAUGCGAAGGCCCAAAGUGACUUGCCCAGCCCCAAGACCCUCAUGAGUGAUAUGGCAACCAUGUCAUUCCCCAAAGGAUUUUCUCGACCCAUGGCCCUCUAAGUGUGCUGAGCUGGGACAAUACAAUGCAGUCCCACUCUGUUCUGUUAAUACAUGGACACACUAGCACUGAGUGUAGAUCUUGAGUUUUCAAUAGGUUAGCAGUACUUGACAUUAAUUUUACCAUGUGAAUUUCUGCUGCAUGAUAGUUAUCUCAUUUAAAGUGGAAUUUGAAGUAAUAAGAUAACCUGAGCAUCUUUAUCUUGUGAAGGACUGAUUUUCCCAAGUACAUUAGAAAAUAAUGACUCACUUCUUUUCCCAAAUUAUAGUCUUACACAUAAUCAUCUUAAGUAUUGGGCUACUUAUCACAUUGUGUAGAGGACUGGUUUUCUAAAAAUAUAAUAGAAAAUAUUGUUCACCCAAUUUUUCUCUAAUUAUAAAGAUAGUCUUAUAUACAUAGCAGCAUCAUCUAUAUUUGUUCAAUGGUACAUCAAAUAAAGAUACAAAAAAAUAAGAAA
This is a messenger RNA of Scylla paramamosain (green mud crab), 3395 nucleotides long. RefSeq names its product ceropsin-like. Gene Ontology annotation, cellular component: plasma membrane. Bases 2002 to 2940 code for a protein of 312 amino acids. The transcript is spliced from 7 exons. The record is from RefSeq and is a predicted model, not a curated record. Gene Ontology annotation, biological process: cellular response to light stimulus; phototransduction; G protein-coupled receptor signaling pathway. Lineage: Eukaryota; Metazoa; Arthropoda; Malacostraca; Decapoda; Portunidae. Gene Ontology annotation, molecular function: G protein-coupled photoreceptor activity.